Gastrolobium bilobum is the source of this 1008-nucleotide messenger RNA. Its product is annotated as polygalacturonase-like. Lineage: Eukaryota; Viridiplantae; Streptophyta; Magnoliopsida; Fabales; Fabaceae. The coding region runs from base 1 to 1008 and encodes 335 amino acids. Gene Ontology annotation, molecular function: polygalacturonase activity. The transcript is spliced from 5 exons. The record is from RefSeq and is a predicted model, not a curated record. Gene Ontology annotation, biological process: pectin catabolic process; anther dehiscence; fruit dehiscence.
AUGUCUCAAAGUUUAGUUUUUCCAUUUCUCAUCUUUUUUGUCUCAUUUGGCGGCUUGUCUUUUGACUCUUUCCUGGAGUACCCACGCUUUCAAUCAGGUUAUCCACGUUACUCGUGGCCUGGGAGGCUAGAUAAGCCAAAAUAUGAAUGUUUUGGCUUCACCACUUGGGCUGAUCGAUUCACCCCAUCUGAAGUGUCUCAAAGUCGAUUCACCCCAUCUGCUUUGUCUCAAAGAGUGGAAAAUGUGAAUGUCUUUGGAGCCAAACCAAACUAUGAUGGAGAUGAUUCCCAGGCAUUUGAGAAGGCAUGGAAUACGGCAUGUUCUACAGGGAGUGUUCUUUUGGUCCCUGAAAAUAGUGUCUAUUAUCUAAAGCCAAUAACAUUUUCAGGCCCAUGUAAACCAAAUACUGCCUUUACGAUCCAUGGAACAAUCAUUGCAUGGCCUGAUAUGUCAGCGUACGAAAAUACUGAAAAAAGUGGCCUCAAAUUUUGGAUUAUGUUUAAUGGUAUCACGAAUCUCAGAGUUGAUGGAGGCGGCCUCAUCGAUGGGAAUGGCAAGAAAUGGUGGAUGAACUCUUGCAAAAUCAACAAAAGCCUUAUAAUAGACACUAUUUUCAGGGACCUAAAGAACACUCCCUGUAGAACAUGCCGCAUUCCAUGCCUUCUCAAAUGCCUUGGUUUUGCAAGAAACAUAAGAUUUAUGAACAUAGAGAUGCAAAAUGUGUCUAAUCCCAUAUUCAUAGAUCAAAACUACUGUGACCAGUCAACUCCAUGCCCAGAGCAGGGCUCUGCAGUGGAAUUGAGCGACGUGCGGUAUCAAAACAUUAAAGGAAAGAGUGCCUCAGAAGUAGCAAUAAAACUUCACUGCAGCAAAAGCAUCCCUUGCAAAGGACUCUACAUGCAAGAUGUUGUUUUAACACCAGUAGACGGUGGCGACAUCGAGGCUUCUUGUGAGAAUGUUGAAUAUGUCAACAGAGGAAAGCUUUACCCUCAAUGCGUUCCAGCUUGA